Molecule: messenger RNA, 798 nt
Organism: Coniosporium apollinis CBS 100218
Lineage: Eukaryota; Fungi; Ascomycota; Dothideomycetes
Exons: 1
Coding region: 1-798 (265 amino acids)
Source: RefSeq, a predicted model, not a curated record
AUGGCCACAAUACCCUCCACAACACUCUCACCCACCACCACGCCGCCCGCGCGCCAGAUUCGUGCCCUCUACGAUGACGACACCAUCACAGUCUACCAAGCCUACUCAUCCGCCAUCGCCGAGGCAGCCGUCGCAUCUCAGCGGCUCGACGCGUCCGCUGACUUCGCGACCGGCAUGCGCAUGACCUGGAUCAAGCCCAGCUGGUGCUGGAUGCUGUACCGCAGCGGCUACAGCUACAAAGACGCCCGCCAAGAACGCAUCCUCGCUCUCAAGAUGCGCCACGCGGAUUUUCUGGAGCUGCUGCGCGGCGCCCACGUCAACGAGGGCGACCGCCUACCAGGCAGCUGCAAGGAGCGAUGGGAGAAGCACGGUGGUGGCGCAGAGGAGAAGGAGGCCCGGCGGAAGGAGAGGCUGGCGGGGUCGCGGAAGGUCGUGGUGCAGUGGGAUCCGGAGCGCAGUCCUCGAAUCGGGAAACUGGCGCACAGGAGUAUCCAGAUUGGGAUCUCGCCGGCGCUGGUGGGGAAGUGGGUUGGGGAGAUGAUUGUGGGGAUCGAGGAUGUUACGGAGAGGGCGAGGGAGCUGAAGAGGGUGCUUGACGAAGACGAGAGAAAGAAAGUUGGGGUGGAGAAGUUGGUGGACAGGGGAUUGGUGCCGCUGGAGAGGGUAUACGAAGUGCCGGAGGAUGCGAGGAGAGUUCUGGGGAUGGAUGUAGGGGAGGAGGUGGAAGAGAAAGUGGAGAAGGGGGACAGAAACAAGAGCGUUAAGGGGGCUGCGCAGGAUUGUGAACCUCGCACCUGA